GCCGCGCGCCGCGUCGCUGUAACCGGACACCCUCGCGCCCGCCGCGGUGCCGGCCACUUUCCAUUCACUGCGAGGGGCUUGGCGGAGCGGCGCCGAGUCCGCGAGCGCCCUACAAAGAGUCGGAGCGCCGGGAGGAGGCGCCGCCGGGACGCCGCGGACGGCGGGCCCUCUGCGGGAAGGGCUGGGCGGCGGCGGCCCCGGCUGAGCCCGGCGACCCGGCCUUCUCGGUAUUCUCCCUUGGAUAUUAACUUGCAAAUCUGGAGAAAAUGGCCUUCCGGACAAUUUUCGCGUUGGUUGGAGUAUUUGUUUGUUCUAUCUGUGUAAAAGGAUCAUCUCAGCCCCAAGCAAGAGUUUAUUUAACAUUUGAUGAGCUCCGAGAAACCAAGACCUCUGAAUACUUCAGCCUGUCCCACCACCCUUUGGACUACAGGAUAUUAUUGAUGGAUGAAGAUCAGGACCGGAUAUAUGUGGGCAGCAAAGAUCACAUUCUUUCCUUGAAUAUUAACAAUAUAAGUCAAGAACCUUUGAGUGUUUUCUGGCCAGCAUCUACAAUCAAAGUCGAAGAGUGCAAAAUGGCUGGCAAAGAUCCCACACACGGCUGUGGGAACUUCGUCCGGGUCAUUCAGGCUUUCAACCGAACUCACUUGUAUGUCUGUGGGAGUGGUGCUUUCAGCCCCGUGUGUACUUAUUUGAAUAGAGGGAGGAGAUCAGAGGACCAAGUGUUUGUGAUUGACUCCAAGUGUGAAUCCGGAAAAGGACGCUGCUCUUUCAACCCCAAUGUGAACACAGUGUCUGUUAUGAUCAAUGAGGAGCUAUUCUCUGGAAUGUAUAUAGAUUUCAUGGGCACAGAUGCUGCUAUUUUUCGAAGUUUAACCAAGAGGAAUGCAGUCAGAACUGAUCAACACAAUUCCAAAUGGCUAAGUGAACCUAUGUUUGUGGAUGCACAUGUCAUCCCAGAUGGCACAGAUCCAAAUGAUGCUAAGGUGUACUUCUUCUUCAAAGAGAAACUGACUGACAAUAGCAGAAGCACAAAACAGAUUCAUUCCAUGAUUGCUAGGAUAUGUCCGAAUGACACUGGGGGACUGCGCAGCCUUGUCAACAAGUGGACAACCUUUUUGAAAGCGAGGCUGGUGUGCUCUGUGACUGACGAAGACGGGCCUGAAACACACUUUGAUGAAUUAGAGGAUGUGUUUCUGCUGGAAACUGAUAACCCAAGGACAACACUAGUGUAUGGCAUUUUUACAACAUCAAGCUCAGUUUUUAAAGGCUCGGCAGUGUGUGUGUAUCAUUUAUCUGAUAUACAGACUGUGUUUAAUGGGCCUUUUGCCCACAAAGAAGGGCCCAAUCAUCAGCUGAUUUCCUAUCAGGGUAGAAUUCCAUAUCCUCGCCCUGGAACUUGCCCAGGAGGAGCAUUUACACCCAACAUGCGGACUACUAAGGAGUUUCCAGAUGAUGUUGUCACUUUUAUCCGAAACCAUCCCCUCAUGUACAAUUCUGUAUACCCAAUCCACAGAAGGCCUUUGAUUGUUCGCAUAGGCACCGAUUACAAGUACACAAAGAUAGCUGUGGAUCGAGUGAAUGCUGCUGACGGUAGAUACCAUGUCUUGUUUCUUGGCACAGAUCGAGGCACUGUGCAAAAGGUGGUUGUCCUUCCUGCUAACAGCUCUGCCAGGGGUGAACUCAUUCUGGAGGAGUUAGAAGUCUUUAAGAAUCAUGCUCCUAUAACAACAAUGAAAAUUUCAUCCAAAAAGCAACAGUUGUAUGUGAGCUCCAAUGAAGGGGUUUCCCAAGUGUCUCUGCAUCGAUGCCACAUCUACGGUACAGCCUGUGCUGACUGCUGCCUGGCAAGGGACCCUUACUGUGCCUGGGAUGGCCAUUCUUGCUCUAGGUUCUACCCAACUGGAAAGCGGAGGAGCCGAAGACAAGACGUGAGACAUGGAAAUCCAUUGACUCAAUGCAGAGGAUUUAAUCUAAAAGCAUAUAGAAAUGCAGCUGAAAUUGUUCAGUAUGGAGUAAAAAAUAACACCACUUUCCUCGAGUGUGCUCCUAAGUCUCCACAGGCAUCUAUCAAGUGGCUGUUACAGAAAGACAAAGAUAGGAGGAAAGAGGUCAAGUUGAAUGAACGAAUCAUAGCCACUUCACAAGGACUUCUAAUCCGCUCCGUUCAAGAUUCUGACCAAGGACUGUAUCACUGCAUUGCAACAGAAAACAGCUUCAAGCAGACCAUAGCCAAGAUCAACUUUAAAGUUUUAGAUUCUGAAAUGGUGGCUGUCGUGACAGACAAAUGGUCCCCAUGGACCUGGGCCAGCUCUGUGAGGGCUUUACCUUUCCACACAAAGGACAUCAUGGGGGCAUUUAGCCACUCAGAAAUGCAGAUGAUUAAUCAGUACUGCAAAGACACUCGGCAGCAUCAUCAACACGAAGAGUCACAGAAGAUAAGAGGGGACUAUGGCAAGUUAAAAGCGCUCAUCAAUAGCCGGAAAAGCAGAAACAGGAGGAAUCAGUUGCCAGAGUCAUAAUGUUCUCUUCCUUGGGGCUUAGGCUUCCAGGAAAGAAUGGUCUGUCUUCAGUGAUCAAAUUUUGAGCAAAGAACCUGUGCUUUACCCAUGGAAAUUCCCGAGGAAGGUGUUACUCACUCCUAAAGUGAAUAUUACGUGAACUGAAAUGAGCAUGCAUUUUCUUGUAUGAUAUUGACUAGCACUAGACAUGUCAUGGUCCUCAUGGUGCAUAUAAAUAUUUAACUUAACCCAGAUUUUAUUUAUGUAUUUACUUUUUCUUCAAAAUCAAUAUGGCGGCUAUACAACUAAAAUUCCUAUAUCCCUUAAUUGAAUGAGGGCCAUAACCCUAUGAGCUUCCUUCUUUGCUUUAGGGGCUUAGAUUUGGAAUUGUCAGUGAUUUUAUAUAUGAAAACAAAUGCCAAGUUCACAACUUUUAUGUUGUAAAAGUUGUGUAAGUACAUGUGAUAGAGUAGCUGUCAAAAGAAAUGUAGAAUAGAUACAAGUCAAGAAAGAGGGCAUCUAAAAGUUGUAUAAAACAUGAGUGAUUCAUCCAGAAAAGUGAACAGUUUAUAUGCUUCCAGUGAAAUAUAUUAAUGUUUUUUUAUAGAAAAUGGUCAAUUGCUGAUAUUUGUUAUUGAUCUUUGUUUCCUUGUUUUAGGAAGAUAAAGUGAAUGACCCUCACCAUAAACAUCUUUGAUUAGAGUUAUGUCAGCAAAACAUUUAAGUUUAUAUUCUUAUGCUAUCAUCUUCCAAACAAAAGCACUUUUUUUGGAAGUUAUUUAAGUUAUUAUAGACUCAGAGAAUAUAAUCUUACACUGUUUAAUUACUGUAUUUGUUCUAAUUUUCUAGUCUGUGUGGCAAAGUAAACAAUAUAAGAAGAAAAAAAAUGAAAUAUCGAACUUGUAUAUGAGAGGUGAAACUAUCAAAAUGGGGAAAAAUAAAGAAAUGCAUUUUUAUUGAAAGCUGUUUAUUAAAAAUAUGACUAGUUUUUAACAUCAGUAAUUAAUUUCAAUAAUUAACUCUCACAUUUUUUUGGUUUAUCAACCUCAGACAUCAUAAGAUUAAGACACCAGUUCAUUUUUUUAGAUGAUGUUUAGUGUGUGCUGGAGAGGUGCGCCUUUUGUGGAGAAAUGAAAAAAAUUCGAAUAUGAACAAAAGUAGACAUACUUUUUUUUUAAAGAAUGCUGGUGUAUUAUGUUCACUAGCAUAUAAAUACAAAUGUGGCGAAUUUUGCAAUGAAUAAAUAAUUUUCUUCUAA
Molecule: messenger RNA, 3756 nt
Organism: Nyctereutes procyonoides (raccoon dog)
Lineage: Eukaryota; Metazoa; Chordata; Mammalia; Carnivora; Canidae
Gene: SEMA3C
Product: semaphorin 3C
Exons: 18
Coding region: 267-2519 (750 amino acids)
Biological process (GO): negative regulation of axon extension involved in axon guidance; neural crest cell migration; semaphorin-plexin signaling pathway
Molecular function (GO): chemorepellent activity; semaphorin receptor binding
Source: RefSeq, a predicted model, not a curated record